This is a messenger RNA of Sceloporus undulatus (fence lizard), 993 nucleotides long. It is a transcript of the gene INO80C, whose product is annotated as INO80 complex subunit C. The coding region runs from base 220 to 870 and encodes 216 amino acids. Gene Ontology annotation, biological process: chromatin remodeling. The record is from RefSeq and is a predicted model, not a curated record. Gene Ontology annotation, cellular component: Ino80 complex. Lineage: Eukaryota; Metazoa; Chordata; Lepidosauria; Squamata; Phrynosomatidae. The transcript has 3 exons.
GUUUUAUUAUCCCUCUCUUCCUCUUUCCUUUCUUUCCUUCGAGCGGUGAGUAUGAGGAAGCGGUGCUUGGUCUCUAGCUGCGUCCACACUGAAAAAACGAUCCCUUUUGACGCCGGUUUUAUUCCUGACAAGCAUGAAAUAUCUAGAAGGUCAGAAUAAUACUGGAAGGUUAUAGUGCCAUUGAAUCAACUGCUGAGACCAGGCAUGAAUUAUGUGUAAAUGAAAGGAGACUUCUGGGAAGCCACUGUUAUGGCAGCCUUAAGCCCUGUUGCUGUUUCCCCAUCAAGCACACAGAUGCCACCAGCACCCUUGUCUGCUACCUCUCCUGGACUAGGGGCAGGAGCUUCAGUGACCCGUGGUAAAAAGCGACCCUCCAGUCCUGGUAAUGGUAGCUUGGGUAAGAAGAAGCGGUUGGCAGCUUUGGCUGGCAGUGGAAAUUUCUUUCAAAGUACAAAUACAGAAGCAGUAAAUGAAAAUAAAACUCUGAACACUGAUUCCAGCACAGGAUCGGUAGAGACUUCUAGUAAGCCAUUGCCAUUUAAAGCUCCAAGCUUCAUUCAUUCUGGGAUUGGGGGAGCUGCAGCUGGUAAGAAGAACAGAACCUGGAAAAAUCUGAAACAAAUCCUUGCAUCAGAGAAGACAUUGCCAUGGCAGGUGAAUGAUCCAAAUUACUUCAGUAUUGAUGCUCCUCCGUCUUUUAAACCACAUAAGAAAUACUCUGAUAUUUCAGGACUUCCUGCAAAUUACACUGAUCCACAGAGCAAACUGAGAUUUAGUACCACUGAAGAAUUUGCCUACAUUCGGAUGCUUCCUUCAGAUAUUGUUACAGGUUAUCUGACUCUCAGAAAAGCAACAAAUGUUGUUCCCUGAGUGGCAAAGCUUAGACUUAAUUUGAAGUGGUGAUGGGAACCAAACGUCCAGUGGCACAGAUGGGGUGUGUGUGUGUAUUUGUUUAUAACUGAUAACUUAAUAAAAAGUCUGUAAAAUCCCAAA